Torulaspora delbrueckii is the source of this 525-nucleotide messenger RNA. RefSeq names its product F1F0 ATP synthase subunit d (gene ATP7). Gene Ontology annotation, molecular function: proton transmembrane transporter activity. The coding region runs from base 1 to 525 and encodes 174 amino acids. Lineage: Eukaryota; Fungi; Ascomycota; Saccharomycetes; Saccharomycetales; Saccharomycetaceae. The record is from RefSeq and is a predicted model, not a curated record. The transcript has a single exon. Gene Ontology annotation, biological process: proton motive force-driven ATP synthesis.
AUGUCUUUGGCUAAUGCUGCAUCUGGGAAAUUGAACUGGGCAAAGGUUAUUGCCACUUUGAAGUUGUCUGGUAAGACUGCUACCCAAUUGACCGCAUUCAAGAAGAGAAACGAUGAGGCUAGGAGACAGUUAUUCGAGUUGAAGGCUCAAGAAACUUCUGUGAAUUUUGAACAUUACCGUUCGGUGUUGAAGAACAGUGCUGUGGUUGACAAGAUUGAACAAUCUUUCUCUUCUUACAAACCUGUAACCUUGGACGCCUCUAAGCAGCUAUCUACUAUUGAAGCUUUCGAAUCGCAAGCUUUGGCUAACGCUAAGGAGACUGAGCAAUUGGUUGCUAAUGAAUUAAGUGCUCUACAGGAAACUUUGAAGAACAUUGAGUCUGCUAGACCAUUUGACCAAUUGACCGUUGAUGAAUUGGUCAAGGCUAGACCAGAGAUCGAUGCUAAGGUUGAGGAGAUGGUCAAGAAGGGUAAAUGGGAAGUUCCAGGCUACAAGGAGAAGUUUGGCGAUCUGACCGUUAUGUAG